Messenger RNA from Anopheles arabiensis, 1423 nucleotides. RefSeq names its product neuronal acetylcholine receptor subunit non-alpha-3-like. Lineage: Eukaryota; Metazoa; Arthropoda; Insecta; Diptera; Culicidae. Gene Ontology annotation, cellular component: neuron projection; membrane; synapse. The coding region runs from base 91 to 1365 and encodes 424 amino acids. Gene Ontology annotation, biological process: regulation of membrane potential; nervous system process; monoatomic ion transmembrane transport. The transcript is spliced from 9 exons. The record is from RefSeq and is a predicted model, not a curated record. Gene Ontology annotation, molecular function: transmembrane signaling receptor activity; neurotransmitter receptor activity; extracellular ligand-gated monoatomic ion channel activity.
CCACGAACGGUUAGGUCACACUCAAAAAUAUAUACAAAAUUUAAAUAGGAGCAUUUACAUUUUAGCAUACGUUCAGCAACACAUAAUUAAAUGGCGAAUAUAUUGUCAUUUAUUUAUCUCCCGCUUCUAGUGGCAUUUCUUUUCGAUUCCGCAAGCUCAAUUAAUUGUGACAAAAAAAGAGACAAUGUGCAAUAUACCAUCAAACAACAUUUGUUCUGCAACGGAUAUGAUCCAAAGAUACGACCGGCUAAAAGUGAAUUUGACUCAAUUAAUAUAACUACGUAUGCGUUUUUUCAUGGUUUUGAUAUUAGUGAAUACAGAAGCAUCAUGAGUUUCCAAAUAAUUUAUUACAUGCUUUGGUCAGAUACCUCCCUAGCCUGGAAUGCAUCGGACUGGUCCAACAUUACUACACUGAAUACCAACUUCGAUGAAAUUUGGACCCCUCAGUUUGAAAACAUUAACUCAGAUUAUGAAGGACAACCAUCUGUAUCCUGUUUGAACCCGGACUGUUUGCUACACGAAGAUGGAGGUAUUUCUUGUUCGCCAGUGUGCAGAAUCUCUGCUAAAUGCUCGUCCGACUACUCACGCUGGCCGUUCAACACACUAGUUUGUCGAAUGUGGUUCACAAAUCGAGAUAAAGAACUCGUAGAUGAAGUUAACUUUUUAUCUAUCAUAACAUACUUGCAGUCAGCUCGUCAAUCUCCUAUAGCUAAGUGGUGUGUUACAAGUGUUUCAUCCAAUAAAACACAGUUAAGCAUUCCUGGAGCAACUAGCCGCACAGUUGAGGAGUUGGAAUUCAACUUGGAACACAGUCCUCACCUCACAAUUGCAAUAAUCUAUCUUCCUGCUUUUGUUCUCAGCAUGUUGAAUAUUUUUGUCUGUCUGUUGGAUUCCCGCGUCAAAGAGAAGAUUGUCAUCCCCAUAAUUUGUAUGAUAUUUCAUUUCCAACUACUCCAACAAAUGAGUAACCCUACCCCUGAAAUUCCUGGAGUAGUAUUGUUUAUUAUUGCUUCGAUGAUACUGACGUUCCUGUUAUUUGUGAUCACGUUGAUCAACCGCUGGUUGCACGAUCUGCAAUCAACUCCGCCAAACAUUGUCAUACGAUCGAUGAGAGCUAUCUUAUCCAGCCGUCUGAUGAAUUGGAUUCUUAAAGUAGACUAUCUAACUGUCGGGCAAAAGACAUGUACUAUUAUUAACAACGAUGAAAGACUGACCUUGGACUGGGUAAUGUUUGUGAAACUAGUUGAUCGUUUUAUUUUAGCUGCGUAUGUUAUAAUUUAUCUACUACUUUUCUGGAUAUACAUUCCAUUACAACACACUCACAAUCGAUAUGCUGAGUCUGGUGGGAGAGUGUGCGCUAAUUGAAUCAUUGUUGAUAAUAAAUAAAGUACAACAAUAAACGCUGUACUUUAAAAAGAUGAAA